ACAGUUGAGCUUCCGCCAGUCACACAAGUUCCCUGCAGCCAAGAUGAAGACUCAUGUAUCCCUUCUAGCUCUGCUAGCAAUCUUCUACACUCAAACACUCGGAUAUGAGGUUGUUAACUACAUAAGUUCUACCAGUAAUGGUAGCUUGGCCCAGGAAACGGUGCAAAUUGAAAAUGAGAAAAAUGUUGCCAUCAUCAACAUCCACGAGGGAAAAUGCUCUUCCACCACCAUAUUUGACUACAAACAUGGUUAUAUUGCUUCCAGACUACUCUCUCGAAGAGCCUGCUAUAUCAUGAAGAUGGACCAUGUAGAUAUCCCUGCUCUGGAUGAACUUAAACGAUAUAUUUAUGAGAGACAGGAGAUGCAAAAUAUGUUUUCUCCCAAAUAUACUUGGGUGAAGUACAACCCCAUACGGUCCCUGCUCACCAAUAUUGAUUGGUUGCUGUUUGGUUCACCCAUAGAGAAUCUUUGCAAACAUGUGUCCCUGUACAAGGCCGAAGUGGCUAAAACCAAAACUGGUGCUAAGGGCUGUGCCAAAGUUGGGCUCCUGGGCAUCCUUCAUAUUGGUAUCUGCGCAGACCUUUCUCUUUAGACAUCAUCCUAUCAGAGCUGUCAUUCAGAGGAGAUUCACUUGAAUUGCAUGAUCCACUCUGCAGCCCAAUAGUGACAUCACAAUGC
This is a messenger RNA of Phascolarctos cinereus (koala), 678 nucleotides long. It is a transcript of the gene GKN2, whose product is annotated as gastrokine 2. NCBI's taxonomy places the organism in Eukaryota, Metazoa, Chordata, Mammalia, Diprotodontia, Phascolarctidae. The record is from RefSeq and is a predicted model, not a curated record.